AUGGCGGUCACGUCGUCGUCGUCGUCGUCGUCGUUCAAGCACUGGCUCGGAGCGCUGCUCCUGGCCGUCCUCUCCUUUAGCCAUGUCGCAUCAGCCAAGGUCGACGACCCGGCCAAGAGCACGGCGCCGUAUCACAAGGGCUUCGCGCUCUUCCGCAGCUCCAACAUGGCCAACGCCGACAAGCUCGCCAGCGGCAUCGGGUUCCACUCGUUCCGCAUCCCCAGCGUCGUCACCACCGGCACGGGCCGCAUCCUCGCCUUCGCCGAGGGCCGCCGCCACGACAACCGCGACUUUGGCGACAUCAACCUCGUGUACAAGCGCACCAAGACGACGACCAACAAUGGCGCCGACCCCUCCGACUGGGAGGGCCUCAAGGAGGUGGUCGGCUCGGGCGACGGCACCUGGGGCAACCCGACGGCCGUGGUGGACGGCACCACCAUCUACCUGUUCCUCAGCUGGAACGGCGGCGCGUACAGCCAGAGGGGCGGGCCCGACGACAAGCUCCCCAACGGCAAGCGCACCAAGCCCAUCGACUCGACGUGGGAGGGCCGGCGGCACGUGUUCCUCACGGAGAGCCGCGACGACGGCGCGACGUGGUCCAAGCCCGUCGACAUGACCAAGCAGCUCACGCCCGAGGGCAAGGCGUGGGACGCCGUCGGCCCGGGUAACGGCAUCGUGCUCACGUCGGGCGAAAUCGUCAUCCCCGCCGACGGACGCAACAUCAUCGGGCGCGGCACCCCGGACAAGCGCACGUGGACGCACCAGAGCCUCAAGGGCGCCGGCUCCGAGGGCACCGUCGCGCAGACCCCCGACGGGAAGCUGUACCGCAACGACCGGUCGCCCAAGGAGGCCGGGUACCGCAAGGUGGCGCGCGGGACGCUGACGUCCUUUUCGGGCUUCGCGCUCGACAAGGGGCUUCCGGACCCAGGGUGCGAGGGCGCCACGCUCUUCUACAACCCCAAGGAGCCCAAGGCGCCGUCGCGCGUCGUCUUCCUCAACUCGGCGGACAAGACACGGCGCCUCUUCAUGCGCGUGCGCAUCAGCUACGACGACGAUGCCGCCAAGUGGACGUACGGCCGCUCCCUGAGCGAUGCGCCCAUCGCGGGUGUCGGCAACGAGGGCGGCUACUCGAGCAUGACCAAGACCAAGGACUGGAAGAUUGGCGCGCUCGUCGAGACCGACUUUUACCAGACUCACGGCACCAAGGACGAUCAUCGCGCCAUCGUCUGGCGUCGCUGGAACCUGUCCUGGGUUUUGCAUGGCGCGAAAAACUAA
Molecule: messenger RNA, 1275 nt
Organism: Purpureocillium takamizusanense
Lineage: Eukaryota; Fungi; Ascomycota; Sordariomycetes; Hypocreales; Ophiocordycipitaceae
Product: Exo-alpha-sialidase
Exons: 1
Coding region: 1-1275 (424 amino acids)
Biological process (GO): oligosaccharide catabolic process; ganglioside catabolic process
Cellular component (GO): intracellular membrane-bounded organelle; membrane; cytoplasm
Molecular function (GO): exo-alpha-sialidase activity
Source: RefSeq, a predicted model, not a curated record